AUGAAUUCAAUAGUUUUUUGUUUGAUACUUGCUUUCUCUCUGGUAAAAGUAGCAUAUAAUAAAGACUGUAAACGUUGUACUUUUAGUAAGGAUGGGACAGAUAAUGAUGGCCCUUGUACUCGAUGCGCUAAAGGCACAUGUACUCUAGAUGUAGCUACUCUAGGUACUGAUUAAUCAGUUUGUAUUGCUAGAGCAUGUUAAGCUGGUAAAAGGAGCAAUACUGGUUAUGAUCGUGAUGGAAGAGGCGAUGGAUGUGAGGAUUGUAAGAUUGGAACUUACGCGUUAGAAGGUUCUAUUAUUUGCAAUCUAGCCCCUUGCGGCUAUGGCUAUUAUAGUAAGGCAGGUUAUUACAAUAUAUAUGACGAUGGAUAUUGUAUAGCUUGCCCUAUUGGUAAAUCAACCUAACAAGAAACUACAAUUGGAAAGGAUGAUUCAGUUUGCAAUUUGUAAUUAGAUAAAUGCCCUGAAGGUUAUUGGAGUACUACAGGUUAUAAUGGUAAUGCAAAAGAUAGCGAGUGUAAAAAGUGUAGAUAUGAUACUUACUCUUUAGCAGGCUCAAAACGGUGUAAUCUAAUAUCUUGUUCCAAAGGUUUUUAUAGCCCAACAGGAUAUAAUGAUUUAACUUAAGAUGAUGGUUGUUAAGAAUGUCCAAUAGGUAAAUCUACGUCAUAUGAAAAUACGAUAGGAAAUGAUGACUCAGCUUGUGACUUAUAGUUAAAAAUGUGUCCUGAAGGUAAAUUUAGUUAUACAGGUUAUGAUUUAGAUGGGAAAGGGAAUGGAUGUUUUUUUUGUGAUCCAGGUACUUAUUCUUUUGAAGGCUCUAAAAUAUGUAAUCUAAAACCUUGUGGUUAUGGUUUUUAUAGCUCUACGGGAUAUUAUAUUUUAAGCUAAGAAGAUGAUUGUUAAAAAUGUCCAAUAGAUAAAUCUACGACAUAUGAAAAUACGAAAGGAAAUGAUGACUCAGUUUGUGACUUAUAGUUAAAAAUGUGUCCUGAAGGUAAAUUUAGUUAUACAGGUUAUGAUUUUGAUGGGAAAGGGAAUGGAUGUUUUAUUUGUUAUCCAGGUACUUAUUCUUUUGAAGGCUCUUAAAUAUGUGAUCUAAUAUAUUGUGGUUAUGGUUUUUAUAGCACAAGAGGAUAUUAUAUUUCAAGCUAAGAAGAUGAAUGUUAAAAAUGUCCAAAAGGUAAAUUUACGACAUAUGACAAUACGAAAGGAAAUGAUGACUCAGUUUGUGAUAUAUAAUUAAAAUUAUGUCCUGAAGGUUAUUUUAGUUAAUCAGGUUAUUAUUCUGAUCAUUAAAAUUAUAUGUUUCAUUGUUAAUAUUGUGAUGCAGGUACACACUCUUUAGAAGGCUCUACAGAUUGUAAUCUAAGGCCUUGUGGGUAUGGUUUUUAUAGCAAAACAGGUUAUUAUGAUAUUAAUACAGAAGUUUAAUGUCAGGCUUGCCCAGAAAAUACUUAUACUGAUGGUGCAAUAACUAAAGGUUUAGAUGAUUCAGUUUGUUAAUCUAUGAUGAGUGAACCUACUGAUAUUUAUAGUAAUGAUAUUAAUACAAACUCUAUUAUCAUUAAAAUGACUUUAAGUAUUAUUUUCUUAGUUUUUCUUUUCUGA
Tetrahymena thermophila SB210 is the source of this 1611-nucleotide messenger RNA. RefSeq lists its product as hypothetical. The transcript has a single exon. The record is from RefSeq and is a predicted model, not a curated record. NCBI's taxonomy places the organism in Eukaryota, Ciliophora, Oligohymenophorea, Hymenostomatida, Tetrahymenidae.